Schistosoma turkestanicum is the source of this 4677-nucleotide messenger RNA. The record is from the annotation of a GenBank genome assembly. Lineage: Eukaryota; Metazoa; Platyhelminthes; Trematoda; Strigeidida; Schistosomatidae.
AUGGUUGAAUUUAGUCUGAUACUCAUCGAUCACACUGAGUUAUAUUUCAGUUCAUUUAUAACACAAUUCGGUUACAUAUCCAAACUACAUGUCAAACUUAUAUGUCCAUUAGUUGGAACACAAAAGGUUAAAUCAUGGUUAUGGCGUGAACCUGUAUUGCCUAGUUCAACAGAAUAUGCUCAACUGCCACAAGGACGUCCACCUAGUCGUACAGUUACAGCUAAUCAACCUGGUUUACAUGAAGGUAAACAUGUCGAGAUUGGUCCAAAUUUAUUAUGGGCACGUAUCGUUGAUCCAUUGUCACCGGAAGCACCAGUUAAAUUAUGGUGUCAAUUUAUUAUGCCUUCACCAUGGGAAAAUAAAGAUCCAAUUAUUGCUUAUUAUGAAAUUGAUUGGGAAUUAUAUGAACCAAUAUCACCACAAAUUUAUAUUCUACCAGAUGAUAAACAAUUUCAUUUGAAUUAUGAUGAAUUCAAUCAAAAUUUCACUAAAUCUAUUCAACCACCCAAUCAACAACAACAACAACAAGAUCAUAACGCAGCUAAUGCUUAUCGUAUUAAUACACAAAUUGAUCAUUUGUCCAAUACAAAACAUACUAAUCAAUCGUCAUCAUCUAUACUAUCAUUACUAGAGAAUAAACCAGCCCGCAUAGUCUGUCGAUUUCGAUCGAUACCACUGACUGGUGGUGCCAGUGGCGGCGGUGGUGUUGUCAAUGGUAUACCAUCGAAUAAUUCACAGCCGAAUGUAUUCUUACAAUUACAAAAUGUCUAUUGGUAUCGUAAUGGUCAGCCAGUGCAUGUUCCACCAUUCUAUGUCGAUAAUUCAUUGAUACAUCCAUAUGGUCUGUCCAUAUUAUCUGUACGUGCUUAUCCAACUGGAUUGAAUUUUAGUAAUAAUAUUAAUGAGAAAUUUGCCGCCACAACAAUGAUAAUGAAUUCAGCUGGAGAUAAGAAUAAAUUACCAUCUAUUGAACAUUUAACAUGUUCUGUAAUAAGUCGUGUGAAAGAAACACCAAUUUAUAAAGUAACUACAAAUGCAAGUUUACAAACUGAAAUUAUUCUUGUGCCACGUAUAAUACAUACAGAAUUAUUAUCAGCUGAACGAAGUUUAGAAGAUGCUAUUAAAUUAACUUGUACAACUAUAGCUAAUGGACCACCAAAUAUGCGUAUUGAUUUUGCGGCGACAGAUCAACCAUCCGUGAAAAAUGGUUUAACUCAAUGGGAACCAUUAAAACUACGAUAUGGUUUGAAUAUUAGACCAAGACAAGUGGAUCCAAGCAAUCCAUUGAUACAUCGUCUUGUGAUUGAUAUUUCUGGUAAAUCUAUAACUUUUAUUGAAUUCAUCUUGUUCAUAUUCUCCUUCUAUACACAAACUGAAUCUUGUAAACCAAAUGCUGAUGGACAAUUUACAAGUUUAGAAUUAGGCAGUGCAUCGAAUGUUACCUCUGUAGUUGGAAGUGAUGUCUAUUUUAUUUGUUGUGGUGGUUUAAGAUGGACAUAUGAAGUAGAAGAUGAUUAUACAAGUCGAGAGAUUGGAUCACAUCCAUACGCAUCAAUUGGUUCAGUAAAAUUACCAACUAAUAAUAAUAAUAAUAAUAAUCUCCAAUCAAGUAUCAGUGCAAUGAAUAUGAAUAGUCAUUUCAAAGAUUCAUCACAUUUACAACAACAAACAAUACCGACUACAGUGUAUACAAUGCAUGAUGAUAAAGGUCGACUAAUAUUACGUAUAGAUAAUGUUGAUCUACAAGAUAUGGGACAUUAUAAAUGUCAUGGACAAACGACAAGUUUAGAUGUUUAUUUAGUAGUAGUUAAUAAAAAUUAUCCAGAAGAACCACAUAAUAAAACAUUACCACGAAGUGGAAGUAUGCUAUCACAUUAUAUGAUGUUUUCAUCGGAUCAAUUAAAUAAUGUCAAACUUAUAUGUCCAUUAGUUGGAACACAAAAGGUUAAAUCAUGGUUAUGGCGUGAACCAGUAUUGCCUAGUUCAACAGAAUAUGCUCAGCUGCCACAAGGACGUCCACCAAGUCGUACUGUUACAGCUAAUCAACCUGGUUUACAUGAAGGUAAACAUGUCGAGAUUGGUCCAAAUUUAUUAUGGGCACGUAUCGUUGAUCCUUUGUCACCGGAAGCACCAGUUAAAUUAUGGUGUCAAUUUAUUAUGCCAUCUCCAUGGGAAAAUAAAGAUCCAAUUAUUGCUUAUUAUGAAAUUGAUUGGGAAUUAUAUGAACCAAUAUCACCACAAAUUUAUAUUCUACCAGAUGAUAAACAAUUCCAAUUGAAUUAUGAUGAAUUCAAUCAAAAUUUCACUAAAUCUAUUCUACCACCCAAUCAACAACAACAACAACAACAACAAGAUCAUAACGCAGCUAAUGCUUAUCGUAUUAAUACACAAAUUGAUCAUUUGUCCAAUGCAAAACAGACCAAUCAAUCGUCAUCAUCUAUACUAUCAUUACUAGAGAAUAAACCAGCCCGUAUAGUAUGUCGAUUUCGAUCGAUACCACUGACUGGCGGCGGCGGCGGUGUUGUCAGUGGUAUACCAUCGAAUAAUUCACAGCCAAAUGUAUUAUUACAAUUACAAAAUGUCUAUUGGUAUCGUAAUGGUCAGCCAGUGCAUGUUCCACCAUUCUAUGUUGAUAAUUCAUUGAUACAUCCAUAUGGUCUUUCGAUUUUAUCUGUACGUGCUUAUCCAACUGGAUUGAAUUUUAGUAAUAAUAUUAAUGAGAAAUUUGCCGCCACAACAAUGAUAAUGAAUUCAGCUGGAGAUAGAAAUAAAUUACCAUCUAUUGAACAUUUAACAUGUUCUGUAAUAAGUCGUGUGAAAGAAACACCAAUUUAUAAAGUAACUACAAAUGCAAGUUUACAAACUGAAAUUAUUCUUGUACCACGUAUAAUACAUACAGAAUUAUUAUCAGCUGAACGAAGUUUAGAAGAUGCUAUUAAAUUAACUUGUACAACUAUAGCUAAUGGACCACCAAAUAUGCGUAUUGAUUUUGCGGCGACAGAUCAACCAUCCAUGAAAAAUGGACUAACUCAAUGGGAACCAUUAAAAUUACGAUAUGGUUUGAAUAUUAGACCAAGACAAGUGGAUCCAAGCAAUCCAUUGAUACAUCGUCUUGUGAUUGAUAUUUCUGAUUUAAAACGUAAUGAUCAUGGUGUUUACCGAUGUACUGUAUCGAAUCAAGCUGGUGAAACACAUGCGAUUGGACAUGUUUUAGUACAUUCCGAACCACAAUUAGAAUUAAUCUCCAUAGAACAUAAUUAUUUUCUUGGGCAUAAACCAUGGAAAGCAUCAUGUAUUGUAAAAGGUUAUCCAUUAGCUGGACAAAUUAAUCAGCCACAACAUCACCAACAACCGAAGAAGAACAAUCCUAAUCAGGAUGAUGAUGAUGAUAAGUUGAUUGAAACAAUCGAAAAGUCAACUGUUGACAAAAGAGAGGAAAAUGAUAGGGAUGAAGUUCAAUCAAACCAUCACACUGGUACACCAUCUACAUCAUCAUCGAUAAGAAUGAAAAUUUUCAAUAUUGAAGGUGAACCAUUGGAUCGUGUAGAAAUUAAUCAAAUUGAUUAUAAAUCAGGAAAAUUUACUGGAAUUAAUGCUACUUAUGAAGUUCACAUGAAUCAACGUUAUGGACGUGAAGCUAUUGUACGCUGUGAAUAUACACAUACAGAUAAUAGAACAAUUUAUCGUGAAACAUUUCUACGUGAAGCAACUAAACCAACUGCACCGAAUAUCACUGUUCUAUGUACUGGUCCACGUGCAAUUGUAUUUGGAAUAACAAAUCCAAAAUUAAAACCUGAUAAUAUGCCUACAGAACGUAUUGUUACACAGAAAGUUAUCUUUGCACCAGCUAAUACAUUUCAUUUAUCAUCAACAUUAGCCAGUUUAUCAGUUUACUUAGAUUCUGAAGGUCAACCAUCAGCAUCACCAGCCAAUCAUAAUGAUCCAUUGAAUAGAACCAUUUUAACAUCAAUUAGUUCACAACCACAAACUGCUGUAAUUUCAGUGAAAAAUUUAAUACCUGAUACAGAAUAUGUAUUUGAAUGGUCAUCAGGUAAUGAAUUCGGUUUAAGUGUUAUGAUACAAUUUACAUUAUGGACUAAAAAACUUGAAACUGCACCAACAAUUAAAAAUGUUGUCUUCUUAAGUCCUACAUCACAAUAUCUUCGAUUCUCUACAUUUCUACGUGAUCCAUGCCCAUAUGAAGGUGGUGCUAGACCGGAACUAUCCGAUUUAUUAGUACGAUAUCGUUUAGCUAAAUCGAAUUCAACUUAUGAUCCAACACAAUACAUUGGUUAUGGUGAAUGGUCUGAUAUUGAAGUGUGUAGAAAUUUAGUAUCAGCUUCAACAUUGGAUAUCCAAUCGGCAAAUGCAGAAAAUGGUAAUAUUAUCGAUCCGACAGAAGAAGAUGAAUAUACUGGUAUUAAAUGGGCUGGUGAUAAUCCAAUCCCAUGUGAAAUCCCUGUAUCUGAUACGAAAGUGAUGUAUGAAAUUGAAGUUGCUACAAGAAAUCGAUUUGAAAAAUCUGAAUGGUUUCAAACAUUUUAUCGUCCAAAUGCUGUUGUCUCAGCUGCAUUAUUCUGUUAUCCUAAAUGUUCAGCUAUCAUCAAUUGCAAUAUAUCGGGAACAUUAUUAAUUAUUGCUUUAAUAUUUCUUUGCACAUUUAUUCAUCGAUUCUGA